AUGGACACAAGUGUUAUAGGGCCCGUCACCGUCAUGGAGAGUUUCAUCAACCAAUUUGGGAAGCACUCCGCUGCCAUCCAUGGUAUCUUGGUGUCUUGUAUUCUUCUUUGCGCCGCCCUGGGCUCUUUAUUUGCUGGCAGACUCGCAGACCGACUGGGCCGCCCCAAAGCAAUGGCAUUUGGGGCAGGAGUUUUUACCGUGGGUGUCAUCUUGGAGGCCGCUGCAGUGAAGCUCUCGAUGUUUGCCGUAGGACGCGUCAUUGAGGGCCUUGGCUAUGGCCUCUACUUCAGCACGCAGACCGUCUAUAUCUGUGAAAUCUCACCACCAAAGGCACGAGGGCCCCUCACUUCGGGACCGCAGUUCAUGACAUGCAUGGCACUGGUAGUUGGGUAUUUUAUCAGCUAUGGUACGGUGAACAUACCAGGCUCGCUCUCAUGGCGACUUCCCUUCAUUAUCAUUAUCUUGAUGGCCAUCUUGUACCUGGUUAUCAAUCUAUUUAUUCUACCGGAGUCUCCGCGAUGGCUGAUUCGACAUCGGGAUUAUCGCGCGGCUGAGAAGGUAUGGGAUGCACUUGAAGUCAAACAGGAAGACCGGGAAGCCGACGACCCCAUAACGAUCCCAUCGCAAUCAAAUCCAGCAGGAGAAGAAAAGAAACAAAAGACCAAUUUUCGGAGCCUGUGGACUCGAGACGUGCGGAAGCAGACAUUUCUGGCAGUGUUUCUCUUGGGAUUCCUCCAGCUCUGCGGUAUCGAUGCUGUCCUCUAUUAUGCGCCUCUACUUUUCCAGCAGGCCGGCCUGCAAUCUCAAGAAGCCUCGUUCUUGGCAUCUGGUGUCUCUGCCAUCGUUAUAGUCGCGACAAGCAUUCCUGCAACACUGCUAGCUGACAAAUGGGGUCGUCGCACCAGCACACUGGUGGGAGGAGUGGGCCUGACGACGCUCAUGAUUUUGAUUGGCAGUCUCUAUGCUGGCCGUGCGGUCUUUCCUACGCAUGGUGCUGGUCGUUGGGUGGUCAUCGUGUCUAUCUAUCUCUAUUGCAUUGUGCAGGCCACGACCUGGGGUAUCAGUAUCAAGGUGUGGGCGCCAGAAAUCCAGCCCCAGCACACACGCGCCCAGGCGAUCAGUCUCGGAUAUGGCGCCAAUUGGGUUUGCAAUUUUUUCGUCGCCUUUGUAUGCCCAAUUCUCCUUGACAAGAGCGUGCCAAGUGCCUAUUUUCUUUUCGGCGGCUGCACUGCGGCCGCGACCAUUGUAAGUUUCUUCUAUAUGGUCGAAACGAAAGGGAAGUCUUUGGCCGAGAUCGAGCGAGCAUUCAAGACGCGGAUUCCGAUCGCGAGCUCGGCUAUCCCCAUGGCGAGACUGGCACAUGCAGACCAUGAGGUCAAGGCGGCAUAA
Penicillium cinerascens is the source of this 1389-nucleotide messenger RNA. RefSeq lists its product as uncharacterized. NCBI's taxonomy places the organism in Eukaryota, Fungi, Ascomycota, Eurotiomycetes, Eurotiales, Aspergillaceae. Gene Ontology annotation, molecular function: carbohydrate:proton symporter activity. Gene Ontology annotation, biological process: carbohydrate transport; transmembrane transport. The transcript has 4 exons. Gene Ontology annotation, cellular component: membrane. Bases 1 to 1389 code for a protein of 462 amino acids. The record is from RefSeq and is a predicted model, not a curated record.